Mesorhabditis spiculigera is the source of this 288-nucleotide messenger RNA. The record is from the annotation of a GenBank genome assembly. Lineage: Eukaryota; Metazoa; Nematoda; Chromadorea; Rhabditida; Rhabditidae.
AUGCUCGCGACACGACGAUCGGCGCCGACAACCUGGGAUCCGCUCGAAAGAUCCGGCGUAACUUUCAACGCCCAGCUGUCACUUGCUCGAAGGAGCUGCUCAUCUGCCCCAAGACCCGUCCAUUAUAAGGAAGAAGUGUCGACGGCGUGGGCACCGACCACCCCCAGAAUGACACGAGGAAAAAGCAACGAGGACGCAAGUAACUCGAUGCGUGCGGGAUCGUCUGCUGCCAUCACCGACAAGCCGAAACGGAUUGCCGACGGCGGAAACGGAUAUGAAAAUCUAUCU